AUGGCGAAGAUGGAGAUGGGCGAUGAGGUCUGUCCAUGGUUAGCUCAGUACCUGGAAAUCCCAGGUACCAUUCCUGAUUGGUUGAUAGUUGGGGUCAAAAUAUUGCGGAGGACCUUAAACUUUGAGGCGAUGGGUUGGGAGACCUUUGUUUGCAGCCGGUUGGGCCCGACCACUCAUGACCAGACCCUUCCUCUCCACCGGGCUGUUUUGGUUGCUUCUAUUAUGGCCGGCUUGAAGGGGAAUGACAACCCCAAGGACAAGAACUACAAAGCCCCUGCUUCUACCCCAACUGGCCAGUCUGAAAAGCCAGUUGUGGUAGAGGUCCCUGCUGAGCCUACCUCCAUUUCUGCUGACAUGCCUCCCGGACCUUCCACAUCUUCAUCCAUUCCUCCUACCCCUUCCACAUCAGCAGGCCCGGAGAUCCCAUCUACUCGGACUGCCUCAUCCAAGUUGUCCACAUUGACUACUACUGUAGAGGCUCAGCCGGUACCUCAGCCAUCUCAGGUGACACUGACCAAGGCAAUUGAUUCACACAGCAAAGCUCUCAAGGAGCUUGCUCGGGAGCACAAGAUGCUUAGAAAGACACGGGCCUCUAAGGAGUCCGUGAAGGAGCUGCGGGCAGAUAGGCCUCCAAAGAGGAGGAAGAUCCCUAGAGCAGAUGAUGCCAUCAUCCAGUUGGCGGACCCACCGGAGGCUUCCUCCAGUCAACCACAGGAUGUAUCAGUUCCACAUCCAGUCGAGGUCCAGGCCCAGGUCCCAGUAGAAGCAGAGCAGACCACCGGGAACCAGUCUAAGGUUCCCGAGCACAUAGUGGACCCAGGGACCACAAAUGAUCCUACGCAGACAGACACGGCUUAG
Molecule: messenger RNA, 858 nt
Organism: Nicotiana tabacum (common tobacco)
Lineage: Eukaryota; Viridiplantae; Streptophyta; Magnoliopsida; Solanales; Solanaceae
Source: RefSeq, a predicted model, not a curated record